UAUAAGCGCGAGGACGACGCACGAAAUAAAAGUGUUGCAGGGACCCUCUCAACACCCAUUCCGGACUGAUUUGGACCUAAAAAUUACAUCCCCGGUUUUUACCAGAAGUCUGGAUAACUACUCUGCUCUCCUCCGUUCUCCUCCUGUGGAUUUAUAAAAGCUGCCGGCGCGCGCCCCUUUGCUUUUUUUUUUUUUUAAAUAUGCAAGUCGGACGCAAGUCGUGCUGGAGGCAAUUGCAGGCUUCUUUUUUCAGACUGCUAUGUCUCAUCCCCACAGGAUUCCCUGUCCGGAGUGUGGAUAUGCAGCGGGCCACCGACAACAUCACCAUCCGGCAGGGCGACACGGCGAUCAUAAGGUGUUACGUUGAUGACAAAGUGUCCAAAGUGGCUUGGCUCAAUCGAUCCAACAUCAUCUUUGCUGGCGAGGACAAGUGGUCUCUGGACCCCAGAGUAGAUCUGGUCACUAAAGGACAGCUGGAGUACAGUCUACGCAUACAAAAGGUGGACGUGUACGACGAGGGCUCGUAUACCUGCUCCAUACAGACAAAGCAGCAGCCCAAGACCUCACAGGUCUACCUCAUUGUACAAGUUCCAGCCAACAUCUACAAGGUGUCAGAAGACAUUAUAGUGAACGAGGGCAGUAAUGUGACGCUCAGUUGUUUGGCCAGCGGCAGGCCGGACCCUGCAAUCACUUGGCGGCUGCUCAACCCUUCAGCGGAGCCGCUGGACGGUGAAGAGUACCUGGACAUUAUCGGCAUCAUGCGGAACCAGGCUGGUCGUUACGAAUGCAAGGCCAGCAAUGACGUGGCCACGCCCGACGUCAAAUACGUCAACGUGGUCGUCAACUAUCCUCCGACAAUGAAGAGGACCCAGAGCUCGGAGACUCCGGUGGGCCGCAUGGGGAUGCUGCAGUGUGAAGCCACCGCCGUGCCCACGCCGGAGUUCGAGUGGUACAGGGAUGAAAAAAGGCUGUCCAACAACCAGGGCAUCAACAUCCAGAUUCUUGGCACGACCACUAUUCUCAUGAUUGCCAACGUCACUGAAGAGGAUUAUGGGAACUAUACCUGUGUGGCCUCAAACCGACUGGGCGUCCAGAAUGCCAGCCUUUUCCUCUAUAGACCCGGGACAGGCCGGGACAUCAACGGCUCCGCCUGUGUAUCUCAGUCACUGUGGCUCCUGCUGGCCUCCUUCGCCUGCCUUUUUUUCAAGUGUUAAUCCUGCUCUCCUCCUCCUCCUCCUCCUCCUCCUCCUCCUCCUCCUCCUCCUCCUCCUCCUCCUCCUCUUCCUCCUCCUCCUCCUCAUCUUCCCUCCUUCCUUCCUUCACCCCUCCCCUUCAUCCUAACAUCCCUUCCUCCCCUCUCCUCCUCUCUUCUUCUCUCCAACUCACCGACAUCCUUACUGCUACCUUCGUACCACCCUCCCCCCUCCGCCCCUCCCAGACUGUUUGCAUCAUGAAUCGUGCUCUCGAGCGCCGCUUAAAGAUAAGAUGAAAAAGCGAUGGGCUAUACGUAAAAAGUCAUAGGAACAACAACAAAAAAAAAAAAAAACGAGAUGAAAGGACAGAACAAGCAAACAGUGCUCUUUUACAGAAUUGUUCUUUUUAAUUUGUAUGCACUUCUUUGUGUCUGCUCUUUUCUUUUCUUUUUUUUCGGUCUGGGCGGGGUCUGGGGAUUUGUAGUGAUGGGAAUUAAAAGGAGGGCGCUCCCGUCGCAGGGACGCCAACAAUCAUUCGUCUUCACACUUUCUGAAGACAUGAGGUAUAUUUUCUUUCCCUCCUCCUGUUAAGUUAACUUAAAGCGUAGAUUUAACCGAGUGUUUAACCAGUGCAUUAACGAGCGCCAUGCAGAGUGUAUGCCAAAUAUACAUAUAGAUUUGAAACUAACACGUACAGGGAAAAAAAGAAAGGGAAACGACUGCAGCUGAUUUUUCAACCUGAGGUUUAGAAAAAAAAAAAAAAUAAGGCAAACGGAUUGAACAACCCUGAGCAUCUCUCCAGUCGCAUCGUUCCUACAUGAAGCAGUCAGGGUUGCAGUCCAGCGAAGAAAUACUGAGGAUGCAGUAACCUGGUCCCAGAAUUGGGUCAUCUACAUUCUCAUCCUUUCCUGUUUUUACUUUUUUGCAACCAGACUCAUCCCAAAACGAAAGAACACACAGUAGGUUGUAACGACGAGUACUGUACAUACUAAAAUUUUGUAUUUCUAAACCAUAGGACACUGUAAUAGCAGGAAACAGAGGAAUGUGUCGCAGUGUUUGUCUCCCGUUUGACCACCACCCCCACGCGCGCUAAACCUCGGACGACUGUCCGCUUCUAGUUUCUGAGUCUUAGGAUCAUUUCUUCGAUACUGCUGGAAUUUGGAUAAAAAUGUAUGACACCAAUGAAUGACUUACUUUUUAGUUCUUCUCUUUCUCAAACAGACAGUAUGUGUGUUUUACGACGAAAUGAUGCCGAAUAAUCCAUGAUAUAUUGGUAUUGAGGUUUUUUUUUAUUUCUGUCUUUACCUCAUUCAUUUAAGUUGUGUGUGUAUAUAUAUACUUGAAUCCAAUGUCCUUAUAUAUAUGAAUAUAUAUUAAAAAAAAAAAGGCAAAUUUUAUGUGUCCAUGUUUCUGAAUAGGGUAGAGAUUUGUUGAGGAUUCACGACGUGUAAAUGUCUGAAACAGGUGACCCUGCUCUGCCAUGUCAACCGGAGCCCAUAAGACAAUGAUGUUUUGAAAAAAAAAAAAAAAAAAGGUCUAGCAUUUAAA
Messenger RNA from Salarias fasciatus (jewelled blenny), 2741 nucleotides. It is a transcript of the gene lsamp, whose product is annotated as limbic system associated membrane protein. The transcript has 8 exons. Bases 201 to 1214 code for a protein of 337 amino acids. The record is from RefSeq and is a predicted model, not a curated record. Lineage: Eukaryota; Metazoa; Chordata; Actinopteri; Blenniiformes; Blenniidae.